AUGUUCUAUUUUGGAUUGUUUUUUUUAGCAGACGAAGAAGAAUGGGAACGAACCGCCAAUGCUGCUGUACGCUUAGUGGAAGAAGAAAAGCAGCGAAAAUCCCAAAUGCCGCAAUAUCCCGGAUUAGAACGAUUUGAUAUCAUUGAGAAAAUUGGCGAUGGUGCCUUUUCCAAUGUUUACAAAGCUCGCGAUACCAAGACCAACAAAAUGGUGGCCAUUAAAGUGGUUCGCAAGCGCGAACUGGAUGCUUCCGAUAUGGGUCGCACGCAUUUGCAUCCCAACAUGAAGAAGAAGACCAAAGUCACAGAGCGUGCAAAUAUUAUGAAGGAAGUGCAGAUCAUGCGCAAUAUUAAGCAUAACAACAUUGUGCAGCUCAUUCAAUUCACGGAAUCAGAUGAUUACUACUUCUUGGUGCUUGAAUUAUGUCAAGGUGGCGAACUCUUCCAUCAAAUUGUGAAAUUGACGUAUCUCAGCGAACCCCUUGCACGUCACGUCAUUGUGCAAGUGGCACAAGGUAUCCACCAUCUUCAUGAGGAAUGCGGUGUGGUGCAUCGUGAUAUCAAACCCGAGAAUAUUCUGUUUGAGCCUAUUCCUUUCAUCCCUUCCGAAAAUCCCGAGAAUGCAUUUGACGAGGAAGACAAGGAAGAUGAAGGAAAAUUCACAGAGGGUGUCGGUGGUGGCGGUAUUGGCGUUGUCAAACUUGCCGAUUUUGGAUUGUCCAAGGUUAUCUGGGACAACUCCACUUUGACACCGUGUGGUACUGUUGGCUACACCGCUCCCGAGAUUGUCCGCGAUCAAAAGUACUCGAAAUCGGUGGAUAUGUGGGCCAUUGGUUGUGUCCUUUACACCAUUCUGUGCGGCUUCCCACCUUUCUAUGAUGAAUCCAUCCGUGCACUUACCGAAAAAGUGGCCCGUGGCCAGUACACCUUUUUAAGCCCUUGGUGGGAUCCGAUUUCCGAUUCGGCCAAAGACCUCAUCUCGCAUUUGCUGUGCAUCGACCCUAACCAACGUUACACUAUCAACGAAUUCUUUGAACAUCCAUGGGUUACCGGAAAGCCUUUCCCUCCGCCCCAACCACAGCAGAACGCGAGCAAUAUCCCUGUGAUGAAGAAGCAAGGUGGUGACGCACGAAUGCAAGCUAUCCAGAAUGCGGCUGCCAAGGCCCAGCGACAGCAACAGCAGCAACAACAACAGCCCGCUUACGCUUCAGCGCUUCCUACUCCUGGAGCUCACGACCUUGAUACCCCGACCACAACCCGACGAAAGGAUCUCUUUUCCCCCGACGUGGCCUCUAUCAAGGAAAUCUUGGAUAUCACUUACGCCGUGCAACGUAUGGGUGAAGAAAAAACAAAACAUGGACAACAUCGCCAACAUCAUCAGCUUCAUGCUGUUGACAGCUACGAUCAGUCAUGUUCUUCGGACGAAGACGAGUCCUCUGAAGGAUCCCAGGAUGCAUCGCCACCCAAGUCAGCGGCAGGUUAUUCAAACAAGGAUAGAAUGGCCAUGGCUGAACAAUUAGCUCAUGACGGACGUGGUGUGGCUGGUAAUUACGGUGGUAAACAUACCAUAAGCCAUCCACAGCAACAACAGCAAUCGAAUAUGUCCACGCCCUUGUCCAGAAGACGCAAGCAUGGAUUCCAACUCGAUAUGGGUAAUGCCACUAUUUUGAAGAACAGAAAAGUCCAACCACCGACCAUGAAUGGAGCUCCUGUCUCUGUUCAAAACUAG
Molecule: messenger RNA, 1728 nt
Organism: Radiomyces spectabilis
Lineage: Eukaryota; Fungi; Mucoromycota; Mucoromycetes; Mucorales; Radiomycetaceae
Product: kinase-like domain-containing protein
Exons: 5
Coding region: 1-1728 (575 amino acids)
Biological process (GO): protein phosphorylation; mitotic DNA damage checkpoint signaling
Cellular component (GO): nucleus
Molecular function (GO): protein serine/threonine kinase activity; ATP binding
Source: RefSeq, a predicted model, not a curated record